UUCAAAAACCAUAAGUCCGCGUCAUAUAUAUAUAAUAUAUAUUCUUGAUCUGGAGGACCCUCCAAAUGGAUGAUAACCCUUCAUACCUGGGUUAUCAUCCAUUUUGGAGGGUCUUUUUAUUUUGCCGCAGGGGCCCCAGCUACAACGAACGCCAGAUAGACAUCCGGUUUCCAACUCGCCUUUAAAGGAGCUGAAGUUCACAAAGGCAAUGAAUCGCUUUACAAAAGUAUUUGGUGAUAAAAAAUGCAAUAUAAUUGCGAUGAUACACGUGGAUGCUUUGCCAGGUACACCCGGAUACAAAGGAAAUUGGUCACAAAUUGUGAAGAAAGCUAAAAUCGAAGCCAGUAUUUACGUUAAACAUAAAGUGGAUGCCAUCUUAAUAGAAAAUAUGCACGAUGUACCUUAUAUACCAAAUCGUCUUUUAGGCCCAGAAACCGUUGCUUGUCUAUCGAGAAUAUCAAACGAAAUUCGUCAAAUAGUUCCAUAUGCUUUGCCUUGUGGACUUCAAAUACUGGCUUGCGGCAACAAACAAGCAUUAGCCGUCGCAAAAGCAUGUGAUUUACAAUUCAUUCGCGCAGAAGGCUUUGUAUUUGCACAUGUGGCAGAUGAAGGUUAUACAGAUGCUUGCGCUGGGGAGAUACUGCGCUAUCGAAAGAAUAUUGAUGCCGAAAAUGUUCUGAUCUUCACGGAUUUAAAAAAGAAACAUAGUUCCCAUGCCAUCACACAUGAUGUUACAUUAUUAGAGACCGCGAAAGCAGCAGAGUUUUUUUUAACGGAUGGUGUAGUGAUAACAGGCAGAUCAACAGGUUGUGCGGCUAAUAUGGAAGAUUUGGAUGAGGUAGCGGGUAAAAUUAGCACUCCCUUGAUAAUAGGCUCUGGGGUGACAAAUACAAACCUAAACCAAUAUUAUGAAAGAGCCCAGGCAGUCAUUGUUGGUUCCUCUUUUAAGCUCAAUGGCUUCUGGGCGAAUAAUCUAUGUGAAAAAUCAAUUAGUAAGUUUAUGGAGGAAAUAGAAAAAUUAAGAAAUUGAAUAGUGAAAGGUUGUUGAUAUGGCACAAUAAAAUCUUUUGUAUUUGUAGAAUAAUUUUAAUAAUAUAUUGUUAAAAUU
Bactrocera latifrons is the source of this 1108-nucleotide messenger RNA. RefSeq lists its product as uncharacterized. The transcript is spliced from 5 exons. The coding region runs from base 209 to 1030 and encodes 273 amino acids. The record is from RefSeq and is a predicted model, not a curated record. NCBI's taxonomy places the organism in Eukaryota, Metazoa, Arthropoda, Insecta, Diptera, Tephritidae.